ACGAAGAAGAAGACACAGUGCUGCAUUGCGAGUUUUGCGCACGCGUAGCUGCAUACUCACGCACACAGGCAUCAUGGCGGACGUGUUAGAUCUUCAUGAAGCGGGAGGUGAAGACUUUCCUAUGGACGAGGAUGGUGAUGAAAGCAUUCACAAGCUGAAAGAGAAAGCCAAGAAAAGAAAGGGUCGUGGGUUUGGAUCAGAGGAGGGAGCAAGAUCAAGAGUCAGAGAGGAUUAUGAUACAGUAGAGCAAGAUGGAGAUGAACCCGGUCCACAGAGAUCGGUUGAAGGAUGGAUUCUCUUUGUGACCGGUGUACAUGAGGAGGCGACUGAAGAGGACGUCCAUGACAAGUUUGCAGAGUUUGGAGAAAUCAAGAACUUGCAUUUAAAUUUAGACAGAAGAACGGGUUACCUUAAGGGUUAUGCACUGGUGGAGUAUGAGACGUACAAAGAGGCCCAGGCGGCAAUGGAAGGACUGAAUGGCCAAGAUCUUAUGGGACAACCAGUCAGUGUUGACUGGGGCUUUGUGAGGGGACCCCCAAAGAGCAAGAGACGGGGCGGAAGAAGGCGCAGCAGGAGCCCCGACAGGCGGCGUCGUUGAUUUCGUUUCUUUUUAUUUGUCUACAGUGUCUAUGUCCCAGCUUGAGUCGCAUUAUAUAUUCUUAAGACUGUUUGGCAUCAGAUUGAAAGUGUGCAUCCCUAAAGGUUUUAGUUUUUUUGUUAAUUGGUACUCAGCAGCUGUCUGUGAGAACGAAAGGCAAUGCUGAAGUAUGUUGAAGUUGUAGGUUUUUCAGCUUUUUUUUCGUACAAAAGUAGUACAUGUAAUUCACUCAGUGAAAUCUGUUUUAUGAUUGGUUAUUUGUACAUUUCCAAUAAAUUAAUUUGAAUUUA
Molecule: messenger RNA, 888 nt
Organism: Paramisgurnus dabryanus
Lineage: Eukaryota; Metazoa; Chordata; Actinopteri; Cypriniformes; Cobitidae
Gene: rbm8a
Product: RNA binding motif protein 8A
Biological process (GO): RNA processing
Cellular component (GO): cytoplasm; nucleus
Molecular function (GO): mRNA binding
Source: RefSeq, a predicted model, not a curated record